AUGGCGGAUGAAGAGGCGGGGCCUUCUAAGGCGAAAAGGAUCAAAACUACUACAAAAAAAGAUGAUCCAGAACUGUUAUCUGAACGGGAGUUGGAACAAAUGUUAUAUGAAUUGGAGGAUGAUUUGAAUCUAGAAGGUGAUUCGGAUGCUGAUUACUACGCGGGAGUGGAGUCUUCAGACGAAGAUUAUGUUCCGCCCCGUCGCGAUUCGGACGCUCAAAAUAAAAGUGAGGAUAGUGAUGAUAGUGAUGUCCAGCAACAAACAAAUAAAAAUAUUACUGCAACACCUACAGUUCCUGCAGCCCCAUCAACCCCCCAAUGUGAUAGUCCGUCCACGCAACACAGGAAUUGCAAGAUGUUUUAUAUCAUUAGGUGUAAUGUUCAAAAAUAUUUACCUACAACUUUAAAAUACAUUAUAUGGAAUUAUCCAGAAGCCGGCCACGGCAAAGGAGCACCCGACGGUAUAGGAGGCUGUGUCAAACGUACUGCUGCUUCUUUCAUUUUGAUAGAUCAAGAUAUUUCGUCAUUUGAAAUAUUUAUGAGUCUAUUGCCGUCAAAUGUAAAUAAAAUAAUAAUUCUAACAGUCACUGGUGAAAACAUUAAAAACUACAUGUUCCCAGAUAGGGUGAAGACUUUCAAAGGAACUACAAAUGUUCAUCUGGAGCAAAGCUGA
Psylliodes chrysocephalus is the source of this 672-nucleotide messenger RNA. The record is from the annotation of a GenBank genome assembly. Lineage: Eukaryota; Metazoa; Arthropoda; Insecta; Coleoptera; Chrysomelidae.